Molecule: messenger RNA, 1323 nt
Organism: Caenorhabditis sp. 36 PRJEB53466
Lineage: Eukaryota; Metazoa; Nematoda; Chromadorea; Rhabditida; Rhabditidae
Source: the annotation of a GenBank genome assembly
AUGACGUCAUUCCCACUUCCCCAAUUGGCUGAUCUGGCCCUCCAGAACAUCUUCGAUCAAAUGGAACCAUGUGAAAUGUAAGUUUUUUUUCAAUACAUUCAGAGAAGUUUAGGACCAUAGUCGGAGUUAACGAGUUGUCUGGAAAGAAGAUAGUAUACCCAUUUUUGUUACGCAAACCAUAUGAAUACGGUUAUCUCUAAAACUGGAAAUGUUCAGUAGGACGAGAAUGAUGAAAGUAAUAAAAAAACUCACACAUAUAUUGUGUUUCUAAUCGUAUUUUUCUGUUUUUCAGUGUUUGGCUCUCCCUCACUUCAAGCAAAAUUGGCAACUACAUGCGUCAAGCGUAUCCACACUGCGCAAGUUUGCAUCUAAAUUAUUAUGCCAACUCUUGCAACAUAUGGAUUGAAGCGUGUCCUGGACAGGAAAGACGAUUACACCUUUGGACUAUCGUGAACGGCAAAAACGAGGAACUUCCCGAAGUCAAACUGAACGUGAACGGUACUCCUUUUACCGUGAACAUGAGUUUUGCUCCGAGUGGGAAGCAAUACGGAGUCUACGAUAUGUACUGCGACAACUACAAACCGUUCAUUAUUCAAUUUCUUCGACAUUUGACGAAAUUGUUCAAUGUUCCACUAUUUGUCCGCUUCCAUUCUGAGGUUGUCGCAAAUGUGGAUGACUUUGUGGCACUUCCUGAAGUGCAAACAUGCAAAAAAUUUGACAUCAUCCUCGAUCGAUUCGCGGAUGCUGACUUGUCGGGUCUUUGGGCGAUGUUCAGUAAAAAUGAACUGACUGUGUCCGAAGAAUACCGAGAUGACAGGCGCAUACACAAAACUGAGUCUAGCCUGCACAUCCACCCAGCUCCGUGGCUCACCCGGGACCACUUUCUGGGGUUGAAUUCGGAAGAGAUUGUGAUAUCCGGUUCAUCAUUGAAGAGCAAUGAUAUCCGUGAUUUCAUUGCUCAAUGGCAACGUGGGGACUGUGCCGAUGUGCGGUUCCUGUGCCUGAAACGGAAUAAUUCCGAACUUGUUUUUGCCGAUAUCGUGGAAAACAUUGAUUGCAUGGAAUGGAAUGGAAACAGAGUCGGUAUUGAAUGGAUAGUGUAAGUUGGAAAUAAAAUUCGUAAUAUAUGGGCUCAUCAUUAUUCGUUUCAGAUCACGCUUCCAGAUUUACCAAAUAGACGACGCGUUCGACAUUGUUCGUCAAGAUGGCACUAUGGCCUCUAUCAAAUUGACCGAUGACAACACCUUUUUGUUCGUGGUCGCUGAACCGGAUUUCGACGAUGAUGUGCCACCGACUCCGCCAAACGAGGAAGAAGACGAAUAG